Messenger RNA from Symbiodinium pilosum, 417 nucleotides. NCBI's taxonomy places the organism in Eukaryota, Dinophyceae, Suessiales, Symbiodiniaceae. The record is from the annotation of a GenBank genome assembly.
GCACACGGCGUGUCCUUGUCCACCAUGUUCCGCAAUAUGGCAGAGCGGGACAAGACCAUCGUCGUCAUCCAAGAUACGGAGGACUUCGUGUUUGGCGGCUUUGCCACUUCCGCCUGGCAGCCAGCUGGCAGGUUCUACGGAUCUGGAGAGGCUUUUGUCUUUUCCUUUGGGCGCAAGACUGACAAGCCAGCAGAGGUGCAGUUCUACCCCUGGUCUUCUGAGAACGCGUGCUGCAUGUACGCAGACAAGUCCAUGUUUGGAAUGGGUGGUGGAGAAGGAAAACUUGCCUUUGUGAUCCAAUCGGACCUACUGCAAGGGCAUUCUUCUCCAACCGUCACCUUCCAGAACCCGACACUCGCUUCGAAGUCGGAGUUCGUGGUGCGCGACAUUGAAAUGUGGUCCAUUGAGACCGUGUAG